AUGAAUGUCUAUUUCAGCUACUUUCAUGAACAACACCAAAUGAAAUCGUACUCGGUCGAGCGUGCAAUGUCAUUAGCGUGGGAUCGAGCAAUAACAAAGCCUGGAAUACCUUUUAGGCGAGCUGUUGUAGGGUUCAACUGUAACGUAGACGUAAUUGUAUCAGGUACUCAGAUCAUUGAAAGUCUUAAUACUACUAUUGAAAAAGGAAAGGACCAUAAGAGCCUGGAAUCGUUGGAUGAUCUACAUGAGACAUUUGUCCAUUUCUUCCAACGUGGCGCACCAGCAGAAAGGUAUAUGUCCUCAGAAAGCACUUUUGAAACUGUUGUCCGACAAGUAGAGGGCGCAAUCCCUCGAGCACAAUACCAUAUCGGUGGAAAUGCAGCUCUUAUGGCAGAGAGAAUAGCGUCUGGAUUCCCAAGUACAGAGGUGUAUUUAGUUGGUCCUAUUGGUCCUAGAAGUCAAGCGCUACUAAAUCCUUCCGUCAGGCGAACAAAUGCUACUCGAAUAGUUAAAGAUGAACUUCACGUAAUCCUCGAGUACAAACAAGGUGAGACGUUGGGCGACUGGAUUGCUCCUAGUAGUAGUCGAUUCAUAACAAGCCAUGACCACUUCAGCGGUAGCGCAUUGGUAAUGGAGAUGUUUUUUAAAGCAAUAGCACAAUUCAAACCAGAUCUUACAAUCAUAUCUGGCAUACACACACUAGAAUUUCAGAAUAAAGAAAUGCGCUUGGAAAAGUUACGGAUGAUAAGACGGAAUCUUCUACAGAUAUCAUCGAAAGUGCCUAUUCAUUUUGAAUUGGGCAGCCUUGCAGACGCGACGUUCAUGUUUGAUAUACUACAUCGUAUUAUUCCACAUGUUGAUUCGUUGGGCAUCAAUGAGCAGGAAUUAGCCUUCCUUUCCCAUGUGGCUGGUGGGCCGCAUAUGGAAGAGUACCCAGUACAAGCAGGGACAGUUCACUUACUUUGGGUUGUCGAAAUGCUGGAUUGGCUGCUUCGGACAUUUGGCCGCGAUCGAAUGAAUCCAAAUUCGAAGAACUUUGGAUAUCGGCUCCAAAGGAUCCAUUUUCAAUGUUUGACAUACCAAAUGGUAAGCUCCGGAAAUGAUUGGUCGAACUUGGCAUCUGGACUGGCGGCAUCCUCGCGGUUAGCAGGACGAAUGGCUUGCAAUCUUGCUCGUAUGGAAACUGAUAUGUUAGAAGUUCGAACGGCUCCGUCGUUCAUUCUGGACAAGAAACUCGGAAAGGUGUACAAUUUCCAUGCUCAUAAUCCAAUCGCAUCAUGGAUGCGAGACCAAGUGUUAUUUAUCUUUACACCGGUGUUGGUGUGCAAGUUUCCAAUGAAAACGGUUGGUAUUGACGACGCGAUUUCGACAACGGGCUUGCUUUAUUCACAAUUCUACCGGUUCGAUAGCGAUAUGAAGUGGUAA
This is a messenger RNA of Angiostrongylus costaricensis, 1425 nucleotides long. NCBI's taxonomy places the organism in Eukaryota, Metazoa, Nematoda, Chromadorea, Rhabditida, Metastrongylidae. The record is from the annotation of a GenBank genome assembly.